Cherax quadricarinatus is the source of this 11509-nucleotide messenger RNA. Lineage: Eukaryota; Metazoa; Arthropoda; Malacostraca; Decapoda; Parastacidae. The record is from RefSeq and is a predicted model, not a curated record.
AUGGUUCACCCAGACUGUGGUUCAGGUGUGGUGAUUCACUCAGACAGUGGUUCAGGUGUGGAGAUUCACCCAGACAGUGGUUCAGGUGUGGUGGUUCACCCAGACAGUGGUUCAGGUGUGGUGGUUCACCCAGACAGUGGUUCAGGUGUGGAGAUUCACCCAGACAGUGGUUCAGGUGUGGUGGUUCACCCAGACAGUGGUUCAGAUGAGGUGGUUCUCUCAGACAGUGGUUCAGAACACACUCUUAAACAACACACUCUUAAACAACACACUCUUAAAGAACACACUCUCUUAAAGAACACACUCUUAAACAACACACUCUUAAAGAACACACUCUUAAAGAACACACUCUUUAAGAACACACUCUUAAACAACACACUCUUAAACAACACACUCUUAAACAACACACUCUUAAACAACACACUCUUAAAGAACACACUCUUAAACAACACACUCUUAAAGAACACACUCUUUAAGAACACACUCUUUAAGAACACACUCUUAAAGAACACACUCUUAAACAACACACUCUUAAACAACACACUCUUUAAGAACACACUCUUAAAGAACACACUCUUUAAGAACACACUCUUAAAGAACACACUCUUAAAGAACACACUCUUAAAGAACACACUCUUAAAGAACACACUCUUAAAGAACACACUCUUAAACAACACACUCUUAAACAACACACUCUUAAAGAACACACUCUUUAAGAACACACUCUUUAAGAACACACUCUUUAAGAACACACUCUUAAAGAACACACUCUUAAAGAACACACUCUUGAACAACACACUCUUAAACAACACACUCUUAAAGAACACACUCUUUAAGAACACACUCUUUAAGAACACACUCUUUAAGAACACACUCUUAAAGAACACACUCUUAAAGAACACACUCUUAAAGAACACACUCUUAAAGAACACACUCUUAAAGAACACACUCUUAAAGAACACACUCUUAAAGAACACACUCUUAAAGAACACACUCUUAAAGAACACACUCUUAAACAACACACUCUUUAAGAACACACUCUUUAAGAACACACUCUUAAACAACACACUCUUAAACAACACACUCUUAAACAACACACUCUUAAACAACACACUCUUAAACAACACACUCUUAAAGAACACACUCUUAAACAACACACUCUUAAACAACACACUCUUAAACAACACACUCUUAAAGAACACACUCUUAAACAACACACUCUUAAAGAACACACUCUUAAAGAACACACUCUUAAAGAACACACUCUUAAAGAACACACUCUUAAACAACACACUCUUAAACAACACACUCUUAAACAACACACUCUUUAAGAACACACUCUUUAAGAACACACUCUUAAAGAGCACACUCUUAAAGAACACACUCUUAAACAAGACACUCUUAAACAACACACUCUUAAACAACACACUCUUAAAGAACACACUCUUAAACAACACACUCUUAAACAACACACUCUUAAACAACACACUCUUAAAGAACACACUCUUAAACAACACACUCUUAAACAACACACUCUUAAAGAACACACUCUUAAAGAACACACUCUUAAACAACACACUCUUAAAGAACACACUCUUAAAGAACACACUCUUAAAGAACACACUCUUAAACAACACACUCUUAAAGAACACACUCUUAAACAACACACUCUUAAACAACACACUCUUAAACAACACACUCUUAAACAACACACUCUUAAAGAACAAAUCUUCUCCCCAAAGACUGAAUGAUUUGAUGAGGUGUGGGUUGUCUCUCAAGUGUGGCGAGGAGAUCCGCUUACACCGAGGAGAGAGGAAGGUCCUCCGCUUUUGGAGUUCCAAAGACGAAUCUCUUAGUGUUGAAGUCUUGCCAAGAGUCACAGUUGAUGGAGGUGAGGUAGGUUUUACAGGGGGAAGUUCUGUGGGCAACAGCACCUCGUACCUGACUGGCGCCGUCUCAGAAGACCAAGUUGUUAACAGUGUCAGAAGUGACCUGGAAUUCAACGACGAGAAAGUCAACGAUUCCACUGACAAUGUCAGUAUGGACGAGUCACACUACUCCUUUGGUGUCAGACUAACGACUGAGUCUCCUAACAAAGUAUCCACAACGGAGAGGCUUGGAGAGGCACAGACUGCACACCAACAACUUAUUGAACAUUCUAGCACAGUCGCCCCACAGCAGAAAGAAAAUAACACUCUACACAAUAAAGAAAACGAGGGUCCCGGUGUCCACACUGUAUUCCUAGACGAUUCUAUAAUAUAUGACUAUAAAACACAAGAGGAGUUCCCUUCUUAUGACGAACCUGAUCAAAAUCCUCAUCGUUUCGAGAACGAAGGAAAAAUCACGUCGGUGGAGACGCCUUCCUCAGGUGACAGAACGAGUUUGAAGGAGGACGUUAAUACUUGGCAAGAGGAGCCUCAGCUGAGUCCCAUCGUCAUUAAGACAGUGUUGACUCCCCAGCAUAAACAAGAAGAAACAUCUCACGAGUCUAAUGCUCUUCAUGGAGUAGAAACUUCAAGCAAUUAUUCACCAACGACGGCAGACGCAGGAUUUGAGCUCUACACGACAUUACAGCCAUCACAGUAUCUAAGACCCAAAAACACUACGGUCUCAGGAAUAAAUGGAGCCAUGGAUCAAGGAACAGCUGGAACUAUGGAUCACGAAACACCGACGUCCCCUGAGAUAUCAGGAGAUAUGGAUCAUGGAACACCGACGUCCCCUGAGACAGCAGGAGCCAUGGAUCAAGGAACACAGAAGGCCACAGAGGUACCAGAAACCAUGGAUCAAGAUACGUCUACAGAUGAUGAAUUGCUUGGUGAAGACAUUGCGAAAACUCCAGCAACAUCAACUGAAGUCACGGUCACCAAGGACCCCCCACCGGAAGGUCAACGGCCCGUGAGCAACACUACUGCAACGCAAAAGGUUGAAAAGCCAUCUAACGAUUCAGAAAGCGAGAUAAACAAGGCAGAAAACACAACGGAGUCACAAGAAACAGACCACCAAAUGCACACAACAGCAACAGUUCUUCAAGACAACGGCGAGGUGGUGACCCAGCAUGUUAUAUCGUAUACAUACGAACCGUCCAGAGAAGAAGACAACCAAACACUUGCUGCAGCAGACUUAGCCUGGGAAAAAGUUAAGAUAAUAGGAUCUGUAGAACUAUCUGCUCCAGAAAUAACCACAGACAGCCUAAGAACAGACACAGAAGAUAUUACAGAAGCUUCAGAAGCAACCACAGACAGACUAAGAACAGACACAGAAGAUAUUACAGAAGCAGCAGAAGCAACCACAGACAGACUAAGAACAGACACAGAAGAUAUUACAGAAGCAGCAGAAGCAACCACAGACAGACUAAGAACAGACACAGAAGAUAUUACAGAAGCAGCAGAAGCAACCACAGACAGACUAAGAACAGACACAGAAGAUACUACAAAAGCUUCAGAAGCAACCACAGACAGACUUAGAACAGACACAGAAGAUAUUACAGAAGCAGCAGAAGCAACCACAGACAGACUUAGAACAGACACAGAAGAUACUACAAAAGCUUCAGAAGCAACCACACACAGACUUAGAACAGACACAGAAGAUACUACAGAAGCUUCAGAAGCAACAACAGACAGACUAAGAACAGACACAGAAGAUACUACAGAAGCUUCAGAAGCAACCACAGACAGACUUAGAACAGACACAGAUGAUACUACAGAAGCAGCAGAAGCAACCACAGACAGACUAAGAACAGACACAGAUGAUACUACAGAAGCAGCAGAAGCAACCACAGACAGACUUAGAACAGACACAGAAGAUACUACAGAAGCUUCAGAAGCAACCACAGACAGACUAAGAACAGACACAGAAGAUACUACAGAAGUAGCAGAAGCAACCACAGACAGACUUAGAACAGACACAGAAGAUACUACAGAAGCAGCAGAAGCAACCACAGACAGACUUAGAACAGACACAGAAGAUACUACAGAAGUAGCAGAAGCAACCACAGACAGACUACAGUCAAACAUAAAAGAUGCUACAAAAUCUAUGGAAGCAUCAUCCGACAGACUAAAAACAGACGUUGAACAUAUUACAGAAACCACCACAGACAGACUAAGAACUGACACAGAAAUAAAUGCAGAUGCAACAGAAGAAGCUACAGAUAAAACACCAACAGACACACAAGAAAAGAUGGAGGUAGAAACAGUCACAGACAAACUGCUCUCAGAGGAUAACAUUACUGAAGCAAAUGAAGAAACAACAGACAGACUAACAACAGAAAUGAAAAAUAAUACUCAAAAAAUAGAAGCAGCCACAGACAAAGCACAAACAGUCACAGGAGACAACAAAAAAACAUCAGCAGCCACAGAGGAGCAGCCUGCAGGAAACACGAGGACUGAUGAGCACCUCUCCCACAGACUUGAAGACCAAACUACAGCAGCGGGUGACGACCGCCCACAGGAACACUUCAUUUCAGAGACCCGGCAGCAGAUUACCACAGGUCCUCCAGAGACACUGGAAGUCUCCGAGUCAACAAGUACCUCACUCCAAGAACAGCCAGAAACCUUACCUGUAACAGACCUGUCUGGAGACAGAGUUGCAACAGAUUCCCCUUCAUCUGCCACAGAAACGACCAGUGCUCUCAUUCCCGCUGAUCUGAGGACGGAACAAAUCUCAGACGAGAACUCUGAUCAUAAAAGCACUACUGUAGCAGCGGUAAGUUCGUCACAGCACUCUACUGGUCUAGAGGUCGGAGAGGGUCUUGAGAGUGAAGCUGAGACGGAAGCCUCAGCUGGUAUAAACGUAGAAGUCACCACCAGUACCCGAGUAGAUGUAUUAUCUCAUACCAAAACAUCAAUAACGGGAACCACAGAAGCCUUCAUAGACACCACAGGAAGAGGCGACAUAGAGGGAACUGAGGAAUACACAGCAGAAGAUGCUAUAAUAGGUAAUCAGAUUUCAAAUAUCAGAGAAUCUGUUACAGACACCACAGACAAAGCCACAACAGAAAGCAAAGAAUCAACCAUAAGCACCACAGAGGCGAAUGCAGGCGACGAGCAAAUCCAAUCAGAAACCACACAGAUUUAUGCAAGCACCACAGAAGAAGCUCCUAUCAAGACUGACAUUAACGACACCCCUACAGACACCAGGGAAGAAUCUCCUACAGACAACAGACACGAAACCCCAACAGACACCAGGAAAGAUACCCCUACAGAUAACAGACAAGAAACCACGGUAGAUACCUCGGAAAACAUUUUUAACACCAAUGAGACAGCCAGCGCUUCAGCAGACAUGAUGGAGCAGGCAACCAGUGACCAAGAGAGUGAUGUGACAGCUGACAGCCCUGGAUGGUUCAACAUAAAUAUUAAUGACUACCUAAAUGGCUUGUAUCACUAUGUUAGCGGCGGCCAAAAGAAAGCUGACGGGACUGACGGGGCUGACGGGGCUGACGGGGCUGACGGGGCUGACGGGGCUGACGGGGUGGGUGGUGGAGGCGAGUAUGAAGCAACAACAGUACCUUUUGUUGUAGAGGAACCUGGUGAUGGUGAAACCGCGGCACAACUUACUACAGACUACUCAGGAGUCACUGGUAAUGUUCCCGCAGAUAAGGCUACUAUUGAUACUGACAUCAGAGAAAGUGUACAUCAUAGCCAGAAUGGUGGAAAUGACGUAUUCAAACAGGGCACUAGUGUCACUCAGGGUACGGAUUUGCCUUCGGUUACGGAAAUUAAAGUCUCGGGCUUCCAGAGAGUCACAGACAAGGCUCAAGACCCAUCAACCAACUCUCCCACAGCAACCACGAGUAUAAUCGUAGAAGGAACAGAAAGCCCAACUGUUGUGGGGUCAAGCAGUCAUGUCAAAGACAGCGGCACCAAUAGCACCAGCACGACAGUCAAGUCAACAGACACAAGUGAAACUCACCGUGAAGACGUUUUUGAUAGAAUUAUAGAUCGUCUAACUGACGCUCUCGAGAAUGUACCUGAGGAGAAUCUUUUACGAGAAAAUAAUGAAGAUCUUAAUAUUAGCAGCUUAUUUGGUAUAAAGCACAGCGACCAACCAGCAUCUCAUCUCCCCGCAGAAUACCGCGAGUCAGCGUCAGUAUCUACACAUGGCAUUAUUGAUGAAGGCGACGUUACCACACCACUGAGUCUGCUCGACUACCUGCCACCGAUGGACUCCCUCGCCAUGGCUUCAGUUUCCGAAGGCAGCGCUCAAACCUCCCUCAACCAAACAAACACCCUGAAGGAAGCAUUAGCAGAAGACUCGACGGAAACUCUGAUGGAAACCCCUACGGAAGCACCUGCAGAGGCACUAACGGAAGACCUGACAGAAGCUCUUUAUUAUGAAUACCCAAAAGUCAAAGACGAGGAAGAUUUCAAAGGUUAUGACUACUAUGAGGACCUUGUUGACUCACUGACUGCCCAAGACAGGCCAUACGAGGACAAGGAUGAUAAAACAGAUAUGAUAACAGUAACCACAGAGCCAGACAAAACAUCCGAAAGCACCAUCCAACCUAUAAGUUAUCCUCACACCCUGCCUGAGUUCCACUAUCCUGACCUGGAGGUGACCACAGAUGAUCUCGUGGCUCACAUCUCAGAGACAGAGAAAGUCAAUGGAAAGCCACUUCAAGAGAGUAAGAAAACUGAAGCAAUCUCCGGACACGAUUUAUUAACAAAGGAUGAAGCCAGUGGAAGUGAGGAGCUCACUCCCACAGACUCUUCACUUACUGAUCUGAAUAAGGGAGAGGAAAUAACAACCACUCCUGGUGCUACUGAAGAUGUCUCACUUGCCAUAAACAAUCAUACUAACUCCUCGACAGAAUUAUCUAUUCCUAUGUUAAUUCUUCGCAGCGGGGAGCUGCUGAGUAAUCUUCUGAACAGCCAGUAUAUGAAAGGCAACAGCAAGGUAGUCAUCAAAGAGCAGGGCAGCAAGGUGGCCAUCAAUACUCCAGCACAACUGAUUGAUGAGAUGCAUACAGUAGAGGGUGUUGCUUCACAUGCCCUGGACCGCGCUGACAUGACCACCACAGAACUUCCAUCAGCAGAUCUCAUGGUGUCAGUAACUCCCUAUCCACCAGCGUCGGCAGAUCAACAGGUGAAAAAUUCACCUAAUACGGUUGUGGAAGUAAGUAUGACAGGGAAUCACGCGAUAGGCACCGAUACUGUGCAAACUGUCCCUGAACUCGGUGUAAUUAAAACUACUGACACUAAAAAAGAAAUAGAAGCAAAAGAAGUGAUACAGACUCAAACAGGAAGUAAUAUUAAGGAAAUGUUGACAAGCAAUAGAGAUAGCAACAAGGAAGGCUUGAUGGGCCCAAGUGAUGAAUUUAGAGAUGAAGAAGCGAAGGGAUCCUUAGCUAACAAACAUCAUAGCUUCAGUGUAGUAACUGAAAAUGGUACAGGGAAACAAUCUAAGACACAAGAUAUACAGAAUAAGAACCACGACCUAACACCUUCAACGAGUGACAAAGGGGACACAGCAAAUGCCCAAGUAACGAGAGGCACCAACAUUACUGCUGAAGGUUAUGACACUAACGUAAAAACCAAGUCUCCACAGGCGACAACAGAACAAGAGGGUACAACUGAGGAACCAGAGAUGGCUACCAUUCUCAUCCCUUAUUCCUUUGUGCAGUUUCUUGGCCACGCUUCGACUUCUUCCCAUCACGAAAAUGUGGAUGAGGAUCCUGCAGGCAAAAUCGAGGAGCUUCAGCCACCUUUCAACACAGGAGGUGAAGGUCCAGAGCAUCCUGGAACAGGAAUUACAAAUGGAGUCAGGGAUAGAAGCCCGGUUCAAAACGAAGGGAAUCCUGAUUAUUACGUCAAUGAAAGUUCAUUCAAUGUUGAUGAUAAUCCCGUUGACUAUACCGCUGACAGGCCUUUUUACGGAGGUGGUGAAACUCCAGCAUCUGAUGGAGGUAGUCCACAAAAUAAUGGUGGAAACAAGCCAUUUUAUAACAAUGAAGAAAGUUUAGUGUAUGGUGGAGAAGAAAUUCCAGCACAUGGUGAUGAAGAAAGUUCGGUACAUGGCAAGGAAAGUUUAGUGUAUGGUGAAGAAAGCCCACUGAAUGUUGGAGAAAGUCAAAAGUAUGUUGGAGGAAGACCAGUGUAUGAUGGAGAGGCGCCUGUGUAUGGUGAGGGAAGACCUGUUUAUGGUGAAGAAAAAUGGACUGAAGCUGCUGGAAGAAGACCAGUCUACGGUGCUGGAGCCAGACCAGUUCAUGUUGGUGUAGAAAGACCAGAGUACGGCUGGGGAGAAAACGAAGCACACAACGAGGAAAGACCAACAUACGGUGAAGAAACUCCAGUACACAAAGAUGAAGUAAGUCCCUUGCUGGGGAACCAGGAAGCUGGAGGACUCAGUCGCAAAGACGACUCUGGGGCCCAAGAAUACGGCGGAGACUCUCCUUUCUUCAUCAAGCUGCCGGGAAGUCCCAAUGCAGUGCCUGUUUUCCUCCAAUAUGAACCAAUACAAAUCAAAUACAUACCCUCCGAACAGCUAGACAAAAAGGGAGAACAGGAACAUAUCGGAGAUGAGAGUAAUGAAGGUAUAUCAGAACCAAUACAAGAUUCCCAGGUUACAGAUGUCUCUAUGCUUACGAUGGAAGAGCGGAACAAGACAAAGGAAGACUCUGAUCAGAAAGCGGGGACUGGCUCUCUCGGCAGCGCACUUGACAGAAUACUGGAUGACUCCGCUGCAACCUUUAACACCCAAGUCGUCGGACAACAAACGGAAGAUAAAGAACAAAAAACUGAAAAUUUUAUUCCUCACAAACCAAUAAUAAAAGCACCUGACCCGUUCUUCCUGAUGGAGGCGCCUCAACUUGGGAAGCCUGACCAACCACCCCCACACACACAUCAACACUCAUCCCAUUCCCAUGAAAAUGAAGAUUACUCCGUUGAUCUCUCCAGCAAACUGAGCUUCGGAAGUGGCCGACCUGAGCCACAGGAAGGGACGGCAGGCACAGUGGAGGAUGUUCCACUGGGAACUAAGCAAGAGAUUCUCUACCCCGGAGAUUACGACUCCCACGACGCAUACACCGGCGUCAACCUCAGCUCCCUAAUGAAUCCAGUAUUUGAGCUCGUCACCAAGACAACAACAAUGUCCCAUGAGGACCGCAUGAACCCUCAAUACACCCCUUUCCCAAUCACAACUAAUGCUCCGCGCUUAAGAGCAAACCCCAUCCCAAUGGACAUUCUUUCUGUCCUUGCCACCCCUCGCCCCAAGACUACAGACACGCAGGGUGUUAGUCACGUGUUUUCCGGGAGCACCAAUCAAACAUCCACCCUCGUAACACAGCCGACAAGUACGAUCACGAAAACGUUACCGAGUGUCGAGUACUCUCCCAUCCCAGCCGUCAAUUUCGAAGAUUCUUACGAUUCUCCCUUCAUUCCCCAUCAUUUCUUUGACAAGGAAAACCAAAUCUUGGCAGGCAACUCAGACCUUCCAGAGGGAUACCCAUUAAUAUUUCACGGGUUGCCACACAACUUGAAAGAGGACGCUUCUCCGGAUAACACUCGCUGGGUCUCUGCGUUGCCCUACAAAACAUCCGACGCAGCAGUCCACAGCACGACGCAGUCAACACAGCAAAACUCCGACGAGUACAGGACCACAACAACCAUAAUCACAACCAAUACGGAUGAAGCCAUAAUUUCUACACAUCAUUCUCCUCCUCCUUCGGAGCAUCUGAAGGCACACCAUCAGGAGUGGGUGUUCCCCCAGUCCCGGCAGGAGCCGGAUACAGGAGAAUACUACAGAUCCCAUCAUAGCCGGGUGAAGCCUGGAAGAGGAUCCUACUAUAGAUAUCACUCCCGGCAGGAGCCUGGGGAAGGGAACAGCUCCGACAGGCUUCCCCAGCAGAGCCCAGCCCGAGUCUACUCUGCUUUCUACUCACCUCGUGAGAUUCCAGGCAUUGACCCAGCUGUCUUCAGUUACAGGAAGGUGUCCCAGGCGCAGCCAGGCGAUAGUGAGGCUCCAGUGUUGACCUACGACACACCGCUGCGCCAGGAGGCACACCAGUACCAGCAGCAACAACAGCAGCAGCAGGUGUCAGAACCAUCAUGGAGUGGAGGAACCACUAGUGAUGGUGACCCGGCGCAACACCCUCUCCUGGGUCCACAGUUCUUCCAGUACCUUAACAACCUACCAUAUGGACUGCUGCGUAAGUUCCUGGAGCCCACACCGCCCACACCGCCCACACCGCCCACAGUGCCAGAGAGACUCAAGCGCUCAACUCAUGACACUGAAGAACAGAUCUUCUGUGAAUGGAACAUAAGGACUGAGGCUGGCCUGUACCUGCUGAUGACCUUCCAUAACCUGUCAGCAGCCUACAGUGUUGACUGUCACGGUGCUUAUAUUGAGGUGGAGAGAGAGAACAAUGGUUAUGAUGCUAGAUGGUGUGGCAACCGUGUCUCCCAGGCUGGCUCAAGACCGCACGUCAUCUUCGCCAAGACGGAGGUACGAAUCACUGUUUACGACGAUGGGGAUGUCUCCAAGACUCUGCCCACGGGCUUCGAGGCUGACAUCGAAGUGAUCGAUCUGUUCAACGCCCAGGACUACAACGCAUUUAUGAAGUCCAACGCCUACCCUCAUAUCCGGCGACUCCUGCUGGGGUAGCCGCCCUCACUCACGCCCACACCACGCCCACCCAGGUCUACCUUGGUACAGACAGGGUGUUCUGAAGGAAUGUGAUGGUACACAAGUGUACCUAAGUGUACAGCUUGAGCGUAGGCCUACCGUGAAUUUAGGCUUACAAGAAUGACAUGACGGCUACAGAGGUAUCCAAGACUAAAGCCUGGAUAUAGAACUACUGUAGUGACGUUACAAUUGCAGACGUUUCCUAAGGAAGUAAAUGUAACAUCAAAACCACAAGUGCCUCCAUUCAUAUCAUGUGUGAUAGUGUUAAAACAAGAGACCGAUUCCAGUGUUCAUGAUGUCAGCUGAACUACUUAGAUGUCAAUGAUUAUUAAGUGUGAAGACAUCAAACUUACAGACGUUCUGUAACUUGCUUCUUGGAAUGAUGUCAGAGCUACAGAUGUUUUCCCAGCACCGUAUAUGCGAUGUCUUCACAGUCCCCCCAUGCAUGACAAUGGGCAUGAAACUCAAAAAUUUCCUCAGUCUACCAUGUAUGGUCACAACUGAAGACAUUUUACCCCAUCAAAUAUGUUAUUCUCAUGACGGUAUAUAACAGACCUCGACCUCCCUUAACUACAACAGUUAUCGGAAAUAACUGUUUAGAAAAUUAACUCCAAGGAUUUUUGUGUUUAAAUAAGAAAGUAAUGGGAAACUCGCCUGAGUGUUUCUUAUGAAAUGACUCUUUGAAUUGAAUGGUUAUUAUUGCAAGAUGUUGAAAGUAACAACCACUGUUAUGUGUUGCUAGCAGGUUGCUGCAAGCAGCAAUUACUGGUGUGUGUUGCUACCAGGUUGCUGCAAGCAGCAAUUACUGGUGUGUGUUGCUACCAGGGUGCUGCAAGCAGCAAUCACUGGUGUGUGUUGCUACCAGGGUGCUGCAAGCACCAAUUACUGG